Messenger RNA from Tripterygium wilfordii, 3367 nucleotides. RefSeq names its product pentatricopeptide repeat-containing protein At2g18940, chloroplastic-like. Gene Ontology annotation, cellular component: mitochondrion. The transcript is spliced from 3 exons. Gene Ontology annotation, molecular function: protein binding. Bases 287 to 3169 code for a protein of 960 amino acids. The record is from RefSeq and is a predicted model, not a curated record. Lineage: Eukaryota; Viridiplantae; Streptophyta; Magnoliopsida; Celastrales; Celastraceae.
GGAUGAUCAACUUAAGUUGGGGUGUGUUUCGUAAACUUAGGGUAUGACUAAAGUUUACGAAAAAAAUUUUACUAAUGGGCCAGAUUGCGCUCGGUUGGUAUGGGCUUUAUCUCUCCCGUUCCUUAAAGCCCUCCCUGAAUCCCUUCCAAGUUCCAACACCUCUGUAUUUCUGAGAGACUUGUCGCAUACUCGCAUUGUUCUUUCUUAAGCCCUCCCUGAACCCCUUCAACACCUCUGUAUCCCUGAGAGACUUAUUGCAUACUUGCAUUGUUCUUUCCGUCUUCUCAUGAAGCUGUUGGGAUCAAAUGCUUGGCGUAAUUACGCCAUUUUUAGAGUUCUUAGGGCUCGUUUUUGGAGCACCAAAGUCAUAGAACAAUCUUUUGCUCUAAUUGAAGACAAUCUGUACCGUCGGAUUUCCGGCGCUGAAAUUUCUUCAAUCGUUCCCGUACUAAAGCAAUGGCUCGAAGAAGGAAAAGAAGUCGAACAAUCUGAGCUUCGGAAGUUUAUCAAGCAACUUCGAAAGUACCGUCGGUUCAGGCACGCACUCCAGAUUUCCGAAUGGAUGAGUGAUCAAAGGAACCAUGUUUUAUCGACUGGAGAUAUUGCUAUUCGGCUGGAUUUAAUAUCAACAGUUCAUGGCGUGGAGCAGGUGGAGAAGUAUUUUGAUAGUAUUCCUGAAACUAUGAGAACCUUCCAAGUUUAUGGUGCGCUUUUAAGCUGCUAUGCAUGCAACAGAUCUUUGGAAAAAGCAGAGGCCACCAUGCAAAGGAUGAGAGAGUUUAAGUUAGGCAAAUCAUCAUUGACGUACAAUGUGAUGUUAAAUCUCUAUUUCCGGCAGGGAAAACAUGAGAAGCUAGACACUUUAAUGCAAGAGAUGACAGAAGUGGGAAUCAAUUGGGAUAACUUCACUUGCAACAUCAGAUUGAAUGCUUAUGCAGCUAGUGCUGAUGUAAAGGGAAUGGAGAAACUAUUAAUAAUGAUGGAAGUUGAUCCCCAUUUAUCCAUGGAAUGGAAUACCUAUGUUGUUGCAGCAAAUGGUUUCUUGAAAUCUGGCCAUAAUGAAAAAGCUCUGACAAUGCUGAAGAGAGCAGAGGAACUAAUUCAUGGAAACUCUAGCAGGUUAGCUUAUGAAUCUAUUAUCACAUUAUACGCUGCUUUAGGGGUUAAAGAUGAAGUGUAUCGUCUAUGGAAUUUGUACAAGAAUAUUGGAAAAGUUGUAAACUCAGGCUACCUAUCUAUGUUAAGCUCAUUAAUGAAGUUGGAUGACAUUGAUUGUGCUGAGAGGCUUUUGGAGGAAUGGGAAUCUGGGACCACUAUUUUUGACUCUCGAAUUCCAAAUUUGGCGAUUCGUGCUUACUGCAAGAAGGGUCUUCUGGAAAAGGCUGAAGCUUAUUUUAAGCGGCUUAUGGAGAGUGGGAAAAAGCCCGAUGCAAGCACAUGGGAGUGCUUGGCAACUGGAUAUUGGAUAAAUGGACAGACAGCAAAGGCUGUGGAAACAAUGAAGAACGCAUUUUUGGCUCGUCAGCCUGGAUGGAAGCCCAAACAAUAUACACUGGCUGCAUGUUUGAAGUAUAUGAAGGGACUGGGAAAAGAGGAAGAAGCUUUAGCGAUGUUGAGGUCGCUGAAAAAAGGAGGUCAUAUGUCAUCCCAGAUAUGUGCUCAAUUGCUACAUGAUAAUAAAAAUGAAAUUCUCUGCUCCGGACCCCUGGAUCUGAUGGAAGGGGAUGAUGGCGAAAUGAAAAAGGUCAUAGAACAAUCUUAUGCUCCAUUUCAAGACACUUUGUACAGUCUGAUAUCCCGCGCCAGAAUUCGGAGGGCUCCAAUCGGUGCCGUACUGGAUCAAUGGCUCGAAGAAGGAAAAGAAGUGACACAAUCUCAGCUUCAGUCAUUCAUCAAGAUGCUUCGAAAGAAACGUGGGUUCAAGCAUGCCCUCGAGAUUUCCAAUUGGAUGAGUGAUCAAAGGAACUGUGUGCUAUCAAUUGCAGAUGUUUCUGUUCGGCUGGAGUUAAUAUCUAGAGUUCAUAGCCUGGAGCAGGCAGAGAAGUAUUUUGACAGUAUUCCUGAAAGUAUGAGAAUCUUCCCGGUUUAUUGUUCUCUUUUAAACUGCUAUGCGUACACUAUGUCCUUGGAAAAAGCCGAGGCCACCAUGAAAAAGAUGAAGGAGUUGAAGUUUAGAAACUCAUCAUUUCCUUACAAUGUAAUGUUAAAUCUGUAUUCUCGGCUGGGAAAUCAUGAGAAACUAGACAUCCUGAUGCAAGAGAUGAAAGAAUUGGGCAUAAUGUGGGACAAGUUCACUUACAAAAUCAGGUUGACUGCUUAUGUAGCCAGUUCUGAUGUUGAGCAAAUGGAGAAACUUUUAAUAAAGAUGGAAGCUGAUCCCCUCAUUUCCAUGGACUGGAGUUCUUAUUCUGUUGUUGCAAAUGGGUUCCUGAAAUCUCACCUCAAUGAAAAGGCUUUGACAAUCCUGAAGAGAGCAGAGCAACUAAUCUAUGGUGAAUCAAGAAGGUUAGCUUAUGAAAAUAUUCUAACCUUAUAUGCUACUUGUGGGGUUAAAGAUGAAGUGUAUCGUAUAUGGAAUUUGUAUAAGAAUAUUGGCAAAGUUUCAAAUUCAGGCUACCUAUCUAUGUUAAGCUCAUUGGUGAAGUUGGACGACAUUGAUGGUGCUGAGAGACUUUUGGAGGAAUGGGAAUCUGGGGCCACAAUAUUUGAUGCUCGAAUUCGAAAUUUGAUGAUUCGUGCUUAUUGCAAGAAGGGUCUUCUGGAAAAGGCUGUCGCAUAUGUUGAGCGGCUUAUGGAUAGUGGGAAAGAGCCCCAUGCAAGCACAUGGGGAUCCUUGGCAACUGGAUACUGGAUAAAUGGACAGACAUCAAAGGCUGCGGAAACAAUGAAGAAAGCAUUUAUGGCUCGUCGGCCAGGAUGGAAGCCCUGCGAAUAUACACUGGCUGCAUGUUUGAAGUAUAUGAAGGGACAGGGAGAAGAGGAAGAGGCUUUAGAGAUUUUGAGGUCGCUGGAAAAAGGAGGUCAUAUAUCAUCCCAGAUAUAUGAUCAAUUGCUACAUGAUAUUAAAAAUGAAAUUCUCUGCUCCGGACCUCUGGAUCCGAUGGAAGAGGAGGAUGGCGAAAUGGAAAAGUUCAUUGAGGUCAAGGAUGAGGAUGAGAACAGUAGAUGAAAGACAGGAACAUCUCAGGCAGAUUGUUUGGGAUUGUACAGCCAAUUUCGUUCUAGUUGAGGUUUAUUAACUAUUGACAAUUAGAGCUACCUAGAUAUGUAUAUAUAUGUUAUUGUACGUUGGGAAUGCAAAUGCGAACAUCUCCCACACACCUGAGUGUUCUAAACAUGAAUUUGUUGACAAAAGUCUCUCUCAGCA